Molecule: messenger RNA, 2359 nt
Organism: Halichondria panicea
Lineage: Eukaryota; Metazoa; Porifera; Demospongiae; Suberitida; Halichondriidae
Product: leucine-rich repeat and calponin homology domain-containing protein 2-like
Exons: 16
Coding region: 68-2245 (725 amino acids)
Molecular function (GO): protein binding
Source: RefSeq, a predicted model, not a curated record
GGUCUGUGUGCACGUGACUCUCAUCACAAUAAAAAGCUAUAGCUAGCUAGCUAGCUGAGCUCGAGCUAUGGCACACGUACACCAGCAUCAGAGACCCAUUGACAAAGAAUUUGAGGAUGCAGACGACACUGGAGUGCUUACUUUAACAGGGCGGAACCUGCGAACCUUCCCUGUGGUAGCUCAAGACCUCGUGGACUACCUGGAGAUUGUUGAGGCCGAUUUCUCAAAGAACAGGUUUGAUCGCUUACCAAAAGAAGUGGUAUCUUUCAAGAGCUUGGUGAAGAUCACAUGUCAUCAUAAUAACCUUCGCUACAUUCCAGCUGAGAUGUCUACUCUCCCAGAGCUGCGAACAGUGGACCUUAGCCGUAACUUUAUUCAGACGGUUCCAGUGGAAAUCUGUCGAAUGAGACUUAAAUCUCUGAAUCUGAGCAACAAUCGCCUGUUGUCCAUCCCUGUAGAGUUUGGGAAGCUGACACACCUCCAAUAUUUGAACUUGAGCUGCAACAGUCUCCAGGAGCUGCCUCCAUCCUUUGCAGAGCUCUCUGCUCUUCAGUAUUGUGACCUGCAUAGGAACGAGCUCAAGGAUCUUCCAGAGGGUAUAUUAGCCAUGAACUCUGACCCCGUAUCUUAUGUGGUGUAUACAGAUCUCUAUCAGCUGACUGAGUUACAAUUCUUGGAUGUGUCUUCCAAUCAGAUCACUCGAUUGCCUCCCAGUCUCCGGAAUCUUACCAGUAUUCAGGCUUUGCGGGUAAUGGACAAUCCUCUCGAGUCUCCCCCCUCACAACUGUGUCUGCGUGGAUUGGUACACAUGUUCAAGUAUUUGGAGGAGUUGGACAAGCGAGGCAGUGAUUCCAGUCUCGCCUCAUCACGAGACUCUAGUAUGAAUAGACGCAGGACCAAACAACGCCCACUCUCCACAAGACCAGUCUCUGAGAGCACACCUGUCAAAAAUGGGGGACAAGUGGGUUUGUUAGAUGACUUCACAACACUGGUCAACAAGACCUUUGGAGACGGGGAAGGUACGCCCACUGGGGGCAAUAUGCACUGGAGUGUGGCUCAGUUCAUGACAGAAGACAAACCUCCAAGCCCACUCUUGGACCAGAGCAGAGAUGAGUACAGAGAAGCUUCACAAAGACUCUAUAAGCAUCAAGAGAAAAACAAGAGCAAGGUUCAGCGAUCAGCUUCACCACCUGUGUCAGGAAUCAAGGAGGAAGUGUUAGUUGCGGGAGGUUCUAAUACUUUACCUAAACGCAAGAAUGAGGCUCCUCUGGAAGAUGGGGUUAAAGGUCGUAUGUUGCCGGGGGAAACGCAGCCUCGCAGUGGAUCAUGGAACUCCCACACACGCAAUGCAAAGGCUGUCCUGCCCAACAAAUACAGUGCCACCCCUCCAGCAGAAAGGGCCAGGUCUGCCAAUGUCAGUGAUGAGGAGAAAGCUCGCCGUAAUUCACCGGCGCACCGCCCACAGUCUCUGGCUGCAGAGUCUCCCAAGAGAGCUAGUAAACUGGGUGGUCUAGAGGUGACCUCUGGUGGUGGACAAGGUCAUAGUUCAGGAGCAGGAGGUCAUCGCCCUGAGAGCGAUCGUGAAGGCAGCAUCACUCCAACCAAUGAGACUCCGCCCAUUAUUGACAGUGGACCAACCACACCCACUAAGAAAGCUCCACAUGACGCAGCCCCUGUCAUUAGCAUGGUCAUUCAAGAGCUUGAGGGAUCCCCAACAGUUAAGAAACGUCGUCUCCCCCCGGCAGAGGCACCCCCCAUAGUGCCGCCCCCCACAGAGCUAGUAGUGGAAGCUGAUUGGACAAUGGCAACUUCUCCACGGAAGAAGAAAGAGAAAGAUGUAUUCAAGUUUCUCAAAGAGAGUGAUACCAACUACACCAUUCGCCGUCAGCAGCUACAAAUGAAUCUUGUCUUGGAGAAGAAUCAACACGUCAAAAAGGCUGUGGAGGGUGUGUUAGGUGUGGAGCUGGCUGAUGAUGUGGGUGAGUGGGUGUCAGAUGGAGUACUCCUCUGUGAGCUGGUCAAUAAGUUACAUCCUGGUACUAUCACCACCAUCAACACACCUCCUGUUGGUCAAAAAAUAUCGCGUAUCAAGCAGACCAUCAACAUCUCUGCUUUCAUUGAUGCAUGUAAAAAGCUUAAAGUUCCAGAAGAGGAGCUGUGCUCUGCAGGGGACAUUAUUGACGUCAGAGAUCCUAUUAGAGUCAUCACUUGUCUACAGCGUGUACUAGACUCUGCUGGGAAUUAGUCACACUUGCCUAGAUUGUUUUAAUCAUGAUGGAAUUUAUAUAUUAUUGUGUAGUUAGUUCACUAUCAUUGCAAAUUGUAUUGUCAGCAGAAUAUCGCUAUUUCGAGAGCAGAA